AUGGUGCGUGCGGGGGCGUGGGUGGCAGGCGCGGGCGGUGCCCUCUUCGCCGCCCUCUACCUCAUCGCCGCCAUCCUGCAGCAACCGCUUGGCGACCAUCGCAUCGAGCAGACGACGAAGGAUACGAUUCCGCUACACUACACAGACCAAUCCCCCGUCCGCCCUCAACAGUUCUCCACCCUCACGAAGGAGGACAUAUUUUCGCAAUGCCGCUUAACCAUUCACGACCCCUAUUCCGCUGCUAUAAACCGGACGAUAGAGUGGCGGGAUCCGUUGACUGGAUGCCAAAGGGGAUAUGAGCCCGCCACCCAGCUGGUCGACGGCAAGAUAUCCAUCGCGCCUAGGUGGACCGACAAAAUUGGGCACUGCAGGGCUAGGUGUCACGAGUACGCAAGCGUACGUAAGUACAUCCCGGGGCCCUGGAUAGAGCUGGGUCCGAACGAUCGCGCCCCAAUGGAGUGCGACUUUGUCUAUGCGGAAUGUUUAGGGCUUGGUGGCCAUAUCGUUGAUCAGUACAUUCACUCGCAAAUUGUGGAAACGGAGAAACGCACCUAUUCCUCAUCCGACUUUGAACUUCCGCGCGAAGACUUUGGCCCGCUGCCAAAUGUCCAUAUUUUCCUGAUCGACUCUGUAUCGUCAACUCAGGCUAGAAGAUUCCUCCCAAAAACCCUCGAUUUUCUGGAGCACCAGAUGGGCGGCGUCCAUUUCCACCACCUGAACAAGGUGGGGGACAACAGCCGUCCCAACGGCUAUGCACUGUUUCUGGGCAAGCGGGUGUACGAGAUGGAGCGCGAGGCGCUAGGUGGGGAAGAUUUGAAGCCGGAGAUGUCGUACAAGCAGCAUUGCCACGAGUACCGAGACGAGGACGCCGUCAUCUUCAAGCUGUACGAGAAAAUGGGCUAUAAAACGCUCUACAACGAGGAGUAUCUAACGGGCGAUAUGUGGAGUUGGCCAGCGACUUGCCGAGGAUUUGAAAAGCAGCCGACAACGCAUUGCUAUCGGCCGAUUCCAGCCACGCUGCUCGCUAACGAGAAGCUGCGAAGAGGGCUACCCCGGAAAUGCAUCGAAGAGCACCACCUGCAAUACAAGUACCAUCAGCAGUUCCUCGAGGCGUAUCAGGGCCGCCCAAAAUUCGGGAUCACGUGGACCGGCGGGCUGGCGCACAAUGACCCGAAUCAACUCUGGCACACGGACACGUUUUUGGAGGAUUUUUUCCGGCGCAACGAAAAGCUGCUCGCCGACGCGUUCGUCUUUUUCAUGGGCGACCACGGGCCGCGGAUCGGGCAGGCGAAAACAACAUUCAAAAGC
Mesorhabditis spiculigera is the source of this 1308-nucleotide messenger RNA. Lineage: Eukaryota; Metazoa; Nematoda; Chromadorea; Rhabditida; Rhabditidae. The record is from the annotation of a GenBank genome assembly.